AUUGGGCGGUUAGAAUGUGGCAAAAGUGACAGUUCGUGAAAAAAUUCUAAAUAAAAGAUCUUGACUUUUGUAUAUUUGAAAUUUUAUUAAACAAUGGAUCCAGCGUUGCUCAGGGAGCGAGAGCUCUUUAAAAAAAGAGCUCUCAGCACACCAACGGUAGAGAAAAAGAAAAGGGAACAAGAAAGGGACUCUUCGCGAGAUGAGCCACUUAAAAAAAAACCAAAACCAUCCACUGUUUCUACCGGUCCAAAAUUGGACAUGGUUAACUACAAAACCAUGUCUGGUAGUACGCAAUACAAAUUUGGUGUUUUAGCCAAAAUAGUAAAGCAUAUGAAAGCUAGGCAUCAAGAAGGGGAUGAUCACCCUUUGACAUUAGAAGAAAUACUAGAUGAAACAAACCAACUAGAUGUUGGAUCUAAGGUAAAGCAGUGGCUUCAAACAGAAGCUCUUGUCAAAAAUCCAAAGAUAGAAGCGACUUCAGAUGGUAGAUUUGUAUUCAAAGCUAUGUAUAAAAUUAAGGAUAAGAAAUCUCUAUUGAGACUAUUAAAGCAACAAGACUUGAAAGGUCUUGGUGGAAUACUCUUAGAGGAUAUACAAGAAAGCUUGCCUCACUGUGAUAAACAUUUAAAGAGUCUACAAAAUGAGAUAUUAUUUAUAACAAGACCCUUGGACAAGAAAAAGAUUGUGUUUUAUAACGAUAAAACAGCACAAUUCCCAAUAGAUGAUGAAUUUCAAAAGUUGUGGAGGGCUGUUGCAGUUGAUGCAAUGGAUGAUCAAAAGAUUGACGAGUAUCUAGAGAAACAGGGAAUACGAUCUAUGCAAGAUCAUGGUCCUAAAAAACCAGCACCGAUCAAAAGAAAGAAACCUAUUAAUAAGAGGAAACAAUUUAAAAAGCCAAGAGAUAAUGAACAUUUGGCGGAUGUUUUAGAAACGUACGACGAUGGAAAGUAAAUAUUCCUUGAAUUGUGUAAAUAAAGCAAAUCUAUGGCAUAAGUGUUA
This is a messenger RNA of Habropoda laboriosa, 999 nucleotides long. It is a transcript of the gene TfIIEbeta, whose product is annotated as general transcription factor IIE subunit 2. The transcript has 4 exons. Gene Ontology annotation, cellular component: transcription factor TFIIE complex. Gene Ontology annotation, biological process: transcription initiation at RNA polymerase II promoter. NCBI's taxonomy places the organism in Eukaryota, Metazoa, Arthropoda, Insecta, Hymenoptera, Apidae. Bases 94 to 951 code for a protein of 285 amino acids. The record is from RefSeq and is a predicted model, not a curated record.